Molecule: messenger RNA, 5482 nt
Organism: Trichobilharzia regenti
Lineage: Eukaryota; Metazoa; Platyhelminthes; Trematoda; Strigeidida; Schistosomatidae
Source: the annotation of a GenBank genome assembly
CUUAUUCAGAGUAUUGCAGGGUUCCUUUUGUAGGCAUUUAGUUUAACUUCAUAAAACUUCUCACCGACUUUCGAAGAAUAAAUUUAACCCAUCUCAAGUUUUGCACUAUUUCAUCUCUACAAGUUGGGCUUUGUCCUUGAACUUCUUUUACAUUGUACAUUUGCUUGGAACGAUUUCAAUUUUAAGAUCUGGGAUGUUUAAAUUGACAGUGGGGGCUAUUGACGCCAUAAACGAAGGAAAAAAUGUUGAAGAGCCGGUCCUCAAGCUGCUGGGGUUCAAAAGUGUCCCAGGGGGCGGUGGUGGCCAAAAUCGAUAUCGAUUACUGCUUUCUGAUGGUGUGAAGACGCAUUCAUUUGCUAUGCUCGCUACUCAGCUGAAUCACCUGAUUGAUGAAAGCAAACUGGUUAAUAACUCCGUAAUUCGUGUAAAGAAACAUGUUUGCAACAACAUUCAAAACAACAAAGUUGUACUUAUCGUUCUGGACCUUGAUAUUCUUGGUACGGAUGAUUCAUCAGCUGCGAUAAAGAGUGAACAGACUGCAACAAUACCUAAGCCAGUCGAACCAGAGCACAAAACACCACCCAAGUCUGCAAACGGUCCGUUUUCUGGAGGUCAACCAAGUACUCCAGGGACCCCUGGUCCUGGACUACCUCGUGUAUUUCCUAUCCAGAGCCUUAAUCCGUACCAAAACAGGUGGACUAUACGAGCUCGCGUAUCACAAAAGUCAAGUAUUCGAACAUGGAGUAAGCAAGGGCGUGAUGGAAAGCUUUUUAACUUUACAUUGGUUGAUGAAAGUGGAGAAAUCCGUGCAACUGCAUUUAAUGCUGAAGCAGACAAGUAUUAUGAUUUAAUCGAGGUAAAUAAAGUGUACUACGUUAGUCGAGCAAAUCUAAAAGCGGCCAACAAACAGUUUAAUACAACUAACAAUGACUAUGAAAUGUCGCUUCAUGCUGACAGUCAAAUUAUUCCCUGUGAAGACGCUGAUACAAGUUCUUUACCAGAAACUCACUUCAACUUUGUCCCGAUUGGAAAACUAGACACUCAGUCUCCCGGUUCUUUUGUUGAUAUCGUUGGAGUUGUUCAUGAAUGCGGUGAAGUUCAAACUAUCACAGCUAAAGCAUCUCAACGUGAAUUACGUAAACGAGAAUUGGGUUUAGUAGAUAGCUCUAACUGCUUAGUAAGGCUUACAUUAUGGGGUGAAGAGGCGGAGAAUUUCGAUGGUGGAAAUCAUCCUGUUGUUGUUGUAAAGGCAGCCAAAGUAUCUGAUUUUAAUGGUCGUUCUCUGUCUGCAAGUGGAACCUCUUCUAUCGUUGUUGCUCCUACAAAUAUCCCAGAAGCUAUACGUUUAAAAGGUUGGUAUGAACAUGAAGGUCGUUACGCGAACUUUGAAACUUUCCGAAGUGAAAUGGUUGGAGCUGCGGGUGGAGCAGAUGGAUCAUUUGGUCCACCUGGUAUUUUAGGAGGUUGGAAUCUUCUACGAGAUAUUAAAGCACCUGGUGUAGGAGCUAAUGUCAAAGCGGAUUAUUUUACUUGCAAAGCUACUAUUGUCUUCAUGAAGAAAGAGAAUUUCAUGUAUCAAGCAUGUUCUACAGAAGGGUGUAAUAAAAAGGUUGUCGAUUUGGGGAAUGGAUUAUAUCGGUGUGAAAAGUGUGCUCGUGAAACGCCAGAUUACAAAUGGCGUCUGCUUCUAAUGGCCAAAAUAGCUGACGUUACCGGUGAUCUAUGGGUUACAUGCUUCCAAGAUGCUGCAGAAGCUUUACUCGGUCAAACAGCUGAAAAAUUAGGUGCUAUGAAGUCGUCAGAUGUAAGUACAUCGAUAUAUUUUGAUGAAACUAAGCAAUUUUGGAUUAUGAUAUGUAUGUGUGUGUUCAUUUUAUGCUUUUUGAGAUUAGAGUGUGACUUUCAAAUUUCAUCUAUUAUAUGUUAGUGAUUCCAACAAAUCCCCGAGGGUUGUUGUACACAAUUAACUUUCAAGAAGUACCUGAAGUGAACUGAGAGGGUGUUACGGUCACGGAGUAAUAUGUGUGCAUCGAAGAGAAUAGUUAAACUGAGCCCUGUGAAAAGGAGUGUGUGCGUUUGCGUCAUUACGAACGAUUUUGAUCAUUGAAGCUUUGACUCCCCACCCCCACACUUGAAGGAUCCUAACAACGUAGACCAUGCUUCCCUAUUUGGCUUAUACUAGCAGUUAAAGACUUCUUCAGCUAGUACUUUUGUUUUUAUUCUUCUUUUCCAACCUGGUUCUACACCAUUUGAGGUGUUCGGUUAAGGUAGACAAUGCUUCAACAGGAUGUUUAACACAUCCCACUGACCUAAAAAGAUUCAAAUUCAUUUUAAUUCCCUAUCUGACUUUUUUCUUCCAACAUCAUUACAAAUUACCAUUUAGCUCCAUCUGAUGUGGACAGUUGAACAAAAAUGCCUGUUACUUCCUUGCCCAAAAUGAUGUAAGAUGGAAAGUAGUUUAUUUUUUGCAUUCAUGCUUCGAUUUUGUCAACGAUUAGUCGGUUAAAUCUGAUGUGACUUCUGAAAUAAAUGAAGUUGUCAAUACGUUCAACGAUUUUGCAUCUUAUCCUUAAACUCAGACUUCAUUCAGAUAAGUCUUGUAGCUUCAUCUUACAUAUGACAGAGACACUAGUGUGUAUAAAAAGUUAAUACACUUAAAUAGUUAUUUAGACUUUAAUUCAUCCUAUCCGUUACCUGUAAACGCAGGCUUAGUUAAUUGUUUAGCAGACCAAGCUAUAACACCUGAAUGAUGAAUUGAAACCAAUGAAAGAAGCGUUGAUGUUAAAUAAUUAUCUUAUGAAAUUCAUUGAGAAGAUCACAAGAACCCACAAGAAAAAGGGUAAAUGGUAGUGAAACUGUUGACCUAACAUAAAUAAGGAAGAAUUUAAAGCAUCUACAGUUUUACGAUAUAAGAAAGGGACACCUGAAACCUUACAUAGGAUUUUUAAUAAGGCGGGAAUUGGGGUGGUGCUUAAACCUACAAACUCCAUAGACGAAAGUACUCUCUUGACCAAACUAGAUAAAAUAAUGUAAUCUGCAAAAUACCCUGCGAUGACUGAUGUCUACUACCAUAAGUCAAACCAGUAGAUGGGGGGGUAGUUAGAUUAUGGGAACGUAAGAAUUCAGCUAAGUGUUGAAUAACCGACCUCACAAAAAAUGUCUGGCUUGCAGAAAAAACUAAGCAGUCAAAACACAUGCAAUAAUACAUAAUAGGUGCGAAAGAGUUACAAUCCUAAAAAGUAAUAUAAGUAAGUGGAGAGAGAGAAAGAGACGAGAUUGAUUACUCCGGAUCUGUGUUCGUCGAAUCUACACCUAACACUUGCUUUAAGAACGAAUCAAUGCCAGUGCCAGAGGUGUGAGAACUAUUAUCACCAAUAAAGUCAAACAAUAGGAAAUAAUGGGAUUAUACAAACGAAUUUGGAAACUUAUGUGAGUUCCUCAGUGUGAUUAUGCACAGAAUAUAUCUGUUUGAGACGUCAUCGGUAAAUAAAACUAUAUCACUGUGUGAAUUUAACAAACAAAAAUUUACUCUAUGGUGAAACAGAGAUGAAGUUGCAUGUCGGGCAUAAUUGGAUUUUUGCUGUGUUUUUACUGCGAAGGAUAAUAUUGUUUGCCAACUCUACUGAACAUCAAAUUUAAAAGUGAUACCGAAGCAGAAUUUCUCCGAAGAUGGCUUUCUCAAUCUCAAUGUAACAUACUUUGCCGCCAGCCUACGAGUAACACUCUUCUUGUCUUGUAACCAGAAGUUCCUGAGUUCGAACCUUGGCGGUGGGUGCGUGCUGCUGAACAGUCCCAUAACUAGAACGAAACAGCUGUCCAGUACUCCCAGGUUUUCCAAUGGUUCUUUAAUUGAUAUCACCCCAUGAUGAAAUCCUCUAACCAAUUCCUAUAAACUCUAGACUCAAGAAGCGUUUCUAUGAAAAUACUUUUGAUUGUCAAAUGACUAAAACCAAAUAAACGCAAACGUGGCUCAUUAUUGGUGUAGGCACUCGAUUUUUAAAUAUCACGUUAUGAAUUCGAAUCCCGCUGUGCGUACCAAGGUUUGUGCAGCCAGGUAGUGUCACUAGCCUUUACACACAACACUUGCGACUCAUUCCCAACUGUGCGUAUAAGUUCAGGUGGUUGUUGAGUAAUAUUUUACUUUUUAGAUUCAUACUUUUGACUAUAAUAUAGCUGAAUAACUUGACAUUGGAUAUCGAUUCUCUAUAAGACUACACAAUUGCUUGGGCUUGAAUUAAGUGUCUUGAUUAGUGCAAUAUACUCCUUCAGCAUUCCGUUUCGAGAAGUUUAGAGUCAUCUGUUAUUGUUUAGCAUUUUCGUUUUUACGAUAAAGUGACUCCUUUCAUCCAACUUAUCCUUUGGACAUUUCAGGACCUUCAAAAGUGUUAUUUCAAGCCAGGUUACUGAAUCAUUGCUAUAUGCAAAAUCAAUCUCUGUGGCAAGGUAGCGGAAAAGGAGUUCUUGUGGUUUAUUAGACUGAUGUAUAACGCAUUAAUGUAUGAAACGAUGAAUGCUAUGCUCUAGCCUCAGUGUAAACGCAUGCAUAUACAAUGAAGUGCAGGUGUGUCAGGCUGUGAGUCUAUUCUUAAGUACAAAAAGAUUCGUUUCUCUUUUUCCAGUACUUGCACAUUAGGUAGGAAUGAAACUACUAAUGACACCAAGGCAUAUCUGUCCUUUAAGCGAGUAAGUCGAUGAAAAGCCAUCAUUUAGGUUCAGCAAAGCAAACAGUGAGAAGCCGUAAUUAUUUAAAAUAACAAAAUGGAAGUUGUUUCUUUGCGUUUCUGCAAGUUUUCAUAUCUGGCUAUUAGCACUAUGACAACAGGCAGUAUAAAACCUUCAACACUAACUGCCCAGUAGAUUUACUCACAAAAAUAUCAUUAAACUUUCCGGUAAAUUGUCUACAGUUAAAUAUUAUGACUUGAAAACAUCCAGUGAGUAUAUCUUUCUUUCAAUCUUCCCUUAUUUUAGUCAGAAUAUUUUCUUUCCUCAAUUGAUUUCGUUCAUAGUAUUUCUUUUAAAAUAAAUCUUACUGUAUAUAUUUAUUUGUUCAACAGGAUGAAGGGCAUUUGGAUAGGGUGUUUAUGGAAUCAGCAUUUAACUCGUGGAUAUUUCGUUUACGUGCUAAGGUUGAUCGAUAUAAUGAUGAAGAUCGUUUACGUGUUGUCGUCGCAGAUGUGAAACCAGUUGACUUAUUCGAUAAUGCCAGACGCUUAGCAAAGGCUAUUAAUGAUAUGGCAGCAACUCUACGGAUCCAGUGUUAAAAUCUCAAUUGGAUGGAUUUACUUAUUCUACAAAAACAAAUGAAUUCAUUUCAUUUCUUUGUGUAUAUUGUAUUCACAACAUAAAAUGACAUCAUAUGUAUCAUUACAAGAUUUUAAGUAUUAUACAUGUAUGUAUACAAAUCAUAGGGAAAUCACAGAUGUUACUAAUGCAUUUUAUAUUUACAUAAAUUUGAUUAUAUAAAUAUAUCAUCCAACGACUA